AUGUCCCUGCCCCGCGUCGUCCCCUGGCGCGACUGGGCCGAGUGGCAACUUGUGUAUGCGGGCCUCUACGCCCAACAGCCCGAACCGCGAAUGAGAGCGGUGGCCCGCUGCCGGACGUGGCGUUUAAGGGGAAACGUGCCCCACGCCGUCGAGGCGACGGCCGCACUCAUAGCCAUCGACGACCUCGACCCGCAGACGGCGUCGCUCGCGCGCGCGGCUGCGGUAACGAGGGCCGUGAACGGCGCGUUGGACGUCGGCCAAACGGGCCGGGAUGCAAAACCGUUGAAUGCACUCGCGGAGCAGGCGGGCCUGCCGACCUGGCUCGUCGACGUGCGGCACGGGAUUACGCAUCAAAAGCUGCCCGCCGACGGCGUGUUACGGGCGGCUUGCGACGAAUUAUUGCGGUUCUUCGAUGCCACGUACUGGAGGCCGCAAGCUGAGCACCUCCAGGGUCUACGGAGUGCUUCUGCUAAGCUUGUUGAUGAUGUGUUGCGGGCGUUUUCCUCAUCCAAGAAAAAACGGAAGCGGAAGAUCAAUCGGGAAUUUCUCGCGACUUGUGCUCCAUGUACACUGGCGAACGUGGUGGUACCCGUCCUGGUCGAGACGGACCUGUUUUCUUCUGAUACUGCUGCUGAAGCAUUGGUCAAGGAGCUCUCUGCGGCGUGGCCGGCGGCUCGACUUGCGAUAUGUGCCGCUCUAGUGGCGCGGUCGCACAAGCGCGCUUCCAAAUGGAUUCCGAGGCUCGCGUCACAACGCGACGUCGGCGUACUGCGUUCCGUGUUGCCGGCGAGGCCGAACGCCCAGGUGGCGCUGGCAUUGGCGAGGCUGCUCCCUGCUAGAAAUAGGCGGCCUUGUCCGGGUCUGGACGAGCUCGAGCGCCUCGUGAAGCGUCCUAAGAAAACUGUUAGUUAG
Messenger RNA from Pelagomonas calceolata, 912 nucleotides. NCBI's taxonomy places the organism in Eukaryota, Pelagophyceae, Pelagomonadales, Pelagomonadaceae. The record is from the annotation of a GenBank genome assembly.